Messenger RNA from Ruditapes philippinarum (Manila clam), 2236 nucleotides. Its product is annotated as arrestin domain-containing protein 3-like. Gene Ontology annotation, cellular component: cytoplasm. The record is from RefSeq and is a predicted model, not a curated record. Gene Ontology annotation, biological process: protein transport. The coding region runs from base 318 to 1481 and encodes 387 amino acids. NCBI's taxonomy places the organism in Eukaryota, Metazoa, Mollusca, Bivalvia, Venerida, Veneridae. The transcript has 7 exons.
UAACGAUUAAACGUGUCUGUAAAUAUGACUAUAAAACACGUACGGAGAACAGUAAAAAAAUAAUACAUUUGUAAUUAUAAAAGUUCUUGAGUGGAAAUAUAGUUAGUGUUCAUUCCUGUAUACGCAAGCGAUACAUUUGUUGGCAGCGAUUACUAAUAAAACAGUGUUCAAUCUUUCGCUUAAUGACUAUAACUCUUCGGAAGGGAUACGUAACGGGAAUUUUCAACAUUCUUUUCUUACAGUGUAUGGUGUUAAAACUGAUUUUUGCAACUGAAUGAUGAUUUGUUAAUCAAGAUAUACAUUUAGACUUUGUAAAAAUGGGUAAAUUGAUAGCGUUUGACAUUGUUUUGAAUAAUAAACAACCGGUAUACAUUGCCGGGCAAAAUAUUGAAGGUCAUGUGACAUUGGAAUUAAGUGACGUCAUGAAAAUGAGAGGUGUGAAGUUAGAGUUUACAGGCCGUGCUUACGUACAUUGGACAGAACAACACAGCACUGGUUCUGGAAAGACGAGACGUACAGAGACGAGGCAUUACUCGGCGACAGAAAUCUAUUUUAAUUUUGAAUUCCUAUUAUUUGGUCCUGGUACUGGUUCCACAUUGCUACAGGCCGGUCACCACACGUUCCCCUUCACAUAUACAUUACCACAAAAUCUACCUUCUUCAUAUGAGAGCAGCAUAGGAAAUGUUCGGUACCAGCUCAAGGCUAAAAUAGACAAACCCUGGAAAUUUGACCAUAAAACAAAACGGAUGAUCACAGUAAUCAGCAUGUUAGACUUGAACCAGCAACCGGCAGCAGCCGCAGCUGUGCAAGGCCAAAACUCGAAGAACUUAUGUUGCUUGUGUUGUAAGUCCGGGCCAAUAUCGGCCGUAUUUCACGUGGACAGAGCCGGAUACGUUCCAGGUGAUACGGUAUUCUUGAACGCAGAAAUAAGUAAUAAUUCAUCACGGAGGAUGUGCGCGUCCAGAGUCAAGCUUAUUAUGAUCACCUCAUACCAUGCAACGACCAAAACCAGAACAGAUUUUAAAUGCGUUGCCUCGCUUUCGAGAGGAGAAAUACCACCUCACGGAGAUGACGUAUGGUCAGGUGACCAAAUGAUAAUUCCCGCCAUUCCACCGUCGUAUCUUGUCGGAUGUAGUAUCAUUGAUAUCAGAUAUAUCCUACAGCUUGAGGUAGAUCCAUCAGGGCCGGCAUUUGACCUCGAAGUUCCUCUUGAGAUAAUCAUUGGUACGAUCCCGUUACGCCAAGUGGUCCAGAGAUAUUAUCCACAAUGGCAACCACCACCGGCACAGCCAGCAAGAGCAGAACCAUCGGCUCCACCCGCUGUCACACCACCGGACUUGCCACCACCAUCCUACGCAGAAUGUGUGUUCGGAAAAGUCACGAUUGGCGAAGAUGAUGACGAUAACGAACACAUGGGCGGGGACAAAAUAUUUGCCCCAAGUUACACAUACUAUGAUUGGUCAAAAUCUUCGUUUAAAUAAAGGAAUUAUGUGUGCUUAGAAAAAAAGGAGAAAUUGUUGAUUCUUAAAGACUCAAAGAAACUGCGAGCACAAAAUAAUCGCAGAUAUUAAAUUAAGUAAACGUUUUGGAAUACUUUUUUCCUAUUAAAAGCAAUGCAAUUAAUUUACAUGUUCCAUUUCUUACACCAUAUGUAACAGUAGUGUAGCAACCUACAUAUUCACAGGAAUUGCCCGGUACUUAAGUCCGAACUAUUUGCAUGAUUAGGUCAGCAAAGUGUUUUUGAACAGUUGUGAAACAACGAAUUAUUCAGUAAACAGUUGACAUUGUAUACGUUUUUCUUCGUCAAAAUAGCAGACAAUAUCACAUGAAUUAUUCAUUCACAUUGACAAAACAAAAAAACAUCAACAAACAACAACAACAACAACAACAAUAAACAACAACAAAAACACAGUCAUUAUUGUUGUAUGAAUAAGUUUAUGUCAAAAAGUCAAGAUCAUACAAAUUAUUCAGUGUUACAUAACAGCGAGUAUUGUGUUAUAGGAAUCAUUUAAUGUAAAAUGCCGUUCAAUAUUUUAUGAAUAAUUUAUAAUUAAAUACAGUCAAUGUUCAAUGAAUUUAUUCUUCAAGAGUCUUUAUAUGAUCCCUAUUAAGAUCCAUCAUUAAAUAACUGUACAUGAUAUUUGAAUCAUUGUUUUAAAACAGUCAAUGUUAUAUGGAACAUUCGUUAUUUAUACUUGUUAGUCUUACAUGACUUAUUCCUUGUUUUAUAACAGUC